This is a messenger RNA of Cornus florida, 639 nucleotides long. Its product is annotated as F-box/kelch-repeat protein At3g06240-like. Bases 1 to 639 code for a protein of 212 amino acids. The transcript has 2 exons. Lineage: Eukaryota; Viridiplantae; Streptophyta; Magnoliopsida; Cornales; Cornaceae. The record is from RefSeq and is a predicted model, not a curated record.
AUGACGUCAAUGCAGUAUCGAAGAUAUAUUGAUAUUUUAUUGAAGGACAAUCCUCAUUGUAAAUGGGAAAUUGUUGGUUCUUGCAAUGGGUUGAUAUGCAUGGCGGUAGAUUUUCAAUUCAUAUAUAUAUUCAAUCCUUCAACGAGGGAGUACAAGCAAAUACCGGAUUUCGAUCCCUCUGGUGUAGUUGGAUUUGGCUAUGACCAUUGUUCUGAUGAUUACAAACUGUUCAAAAUACACAGCAAUAGCAUCUAUGCAUAUUCACUGAGAAAUUGUUCUUGGAGAAAAGUUCACGACUUUACUUAUAAGUCCAGUGUUGGUGCUUCUUCGAAUGGGAUCCAGCUGAAUGGAGCCCUUCAUUGGCUUUGUUUGGACGAAAUAGGGAAUCCAUUAGAGAUUGCAGUUUUUAGUUUGGAGGAUGAGAAAGUGUGGAAGAUUCCCAUUCCCAUUCCCAUGCCGACUCCCUUCACCGAUGCUGAUGAAGCAUACUUCCUAGGGGUGCUUGAAGGAUGCCUUUACUUCAGAAAGUUUGUUUUAUACUACACAAGAGAGGGAACAUAUAGGGAUCUUGUCUUUGAUGACGUGAACGGUUAUGAUGCAGAGAUCUACGUAGAUAGUCUCGUAUCACCGGUCAUGUGA